Mucor velutinosus is the source of this 1098-nucleotide messenger RNA. RefSeq lists its product as uncharacterized. Lineage: Eukaryota; Fungi; Mucoromycota; Mucoromycetes; Mucorales; Mucoraceae. Bases 1 to 1098 code for a protein of 365 amino acids. The transcript is spliced from 2 exons. The record is from RefSeq and is a predicted model, not a curated record.
AUGAAAUGUGUCGAUAAAGUGUCGCUCGUUUAUUUAUUGACAACUUCCAUCAGCUUCUGUUAUGCGCAAAACUGCAAAACAGAUUGCUCAUCUACCUGCUCACCGAGUUGCUCAGGCAACAAUGUGUGUGCUGUAGGAACAAUGACAACAUGCGGUGUUUGCCCUGUGCCAAAAUGUGUGCCAAGAUCAACAAUUGGCCUUCCUGAUAUCGAGAAUCCCACAGACAGUAGCAGCUCAUCAAAUGCUGGCCUCAUUGGCGGUCUUGUGGGCGGUAUACUUGGUGCAGGCUUGAUUGUGGGUGUGCUGAUGUUCUUGAUGAUUCGACGCAGAAUCAAAAACAAGAACAAUAUACCUUUGGCCUUUAGAAGUAAACAGAGAAGCAACAGUAACAACAACACAGCAGUCAAUGAAGAGAUGCAGGAACGAGCCAGUCGCCAAGUUUUAUCUGGUGUCAUUCCAGUAACAUUUAUACCUCCAACAGCAAGUAGCCAUAACAGCAUGUAUACAGAAUCAGAAGCAGAAAUACCUCGUUCUCGUUAUGGAAGCUUUGCCACCUUUGCUAAUCAGAAUGAAGAUGAUUUAGAAAACCCAUUCAGUGAUCGUCCCUUCUCCAAUGCCCACAGUAUCAUGACCACCACCACUACAACAACAGACUAUCACGGUAGACGAGAUUCAAUUGAAUCCAAUGUGAGUCGACAACAUGUCGCUACUGUCGUUCAGGCAACGCAAGUCAUGAGAGCCAAACCUCAAAUCAUGCGAGUCAAUACAGUCAAAGUACAAGAUGGCGUUACUCGUAGCGGAUCAUUCAAAAAGACAAUACAACCUGACAUUGCCAACGCAUCGACUUUUACUCCCGACACAGCAACCUUAAGAGCAGCCACACCAUUAUCAGUAGCUUUACCUGCAGCGAACGCUACAACAAUCACAAUCGCAGAGGAAGACGACCCUUUUGACGAUAAGAACAAAGUAACAUCGGCUUCAUCUCCCAUUACAUCGUAUACCGAUAGCGUAGUAGGAUCACGAAACAAUAAGCCUACGGAUAGCGUCAUGUCUGCUCCUGGAGAUGGUGAAAUCACAAUCUUUUGGAAUGGAAGUUAA